CAGCAGCGGGUGCCUCCUUGCUCCUCGCGAUGCUGCUUACGUCAUUUCCGGUAGUGUUCUGCGACAAAGCACCCCCUGACAUAGUGUUCUUCUUUGCAGAUGACAUGGGUUGGGAUGAUCCGAGCUUCCACGGGUCUUCCCAAAUACCUACGCCAAACCUGGACGCCUUGGCGGCGGAUGGCGUCAUACUCAACAACUUCUACGUCCUGCCAGCCUGCACGCCUUCGAGGUCGGCUUUCAUGACCGGUCGCUACCCAAUACGCAUGGGUACUCAAGGCUACCCUGUCGACAUCGGCCAGCCCUGGGGACUGCCCUUGGACAUACGAAUUCUGCCCGAGUAUCUCAGAGACCUGGGUUAUGAAACUCAUUUAGUAGGAAAGUGGCACCUUGGCUCUUACAUGAAGAGUCUUACGCCACCACAGCGGGGAUUCGACAGUUUCUACGGGUUUUACUACGGAGAAGAGGACUACUACAGCCACAACGCAACUUUCGAGAACCACACGGGUCUUGACUUCUGGUUCAACGAUGAGCCCAGAUGGAGAGACAGCGGAAAGUAUUCCACAACGUUGUUCACUGAAAGGGCCCAGGAAAUCAUACGGAACCGGCGGAAGCCAUUAUUUCUUUACGUGGCUUACCAAGCGCCGCAUGGUUCUGGAGGCGUUGACCCUCUGCAAGCACCGGCACGAAAUGUAAUGAAGUUUCCAUACAUUGGAGAAGAAAAGAGGACUCUCUUUGCAGGCAUGAUCGACACCGUGGACGAAUCCGUAGGCAAGGUGUUCGAGACGCUCCAAGAAGCAGGCAUGCUGGACAACUCCGUCAUUCUGUUCAGCAGCGACAACGGCGGUACGCCGUUCGGUGACCACUCGAGCCGCAGCUUCAACUGGCCACUGCGCGGUCUGAAGAUGUCGGUGUGGGAAGGCUCGACCAGGGUUCCCGCCUUCGUCUGGAGUCCCCUGCUCAAGGAGAAGCAAAGGGUGUCCAACCAGCUGAUGCACCUCACCGACUGGUUUACUACAUUCUACAGACUCGCCGGCGGCGACGUAUCGAGCUUAGAGAACGUGGACGGACUCGAUAUGUGGGACUACCUGUCGAACGGAACAGGUUCACCUCGCACCGAACUUCUCUACAACAUCGACCCCCUGGACCCGGAGGAGUCCUCCGUGGCGGCCAUCCGCAACUCGCAAUACAAGCUGGUGCUCGACGCCUCGGCUGCCGACAACGAACGCUACCGAACGACGGGUGGACGUCGUCCCUUCAACGACGUCGACGAGCUGCUCGCCCGCUCCAGGGCCGCCGAGGCGCUGAGAAAAUUCUACAACACGGAUCGCUUGGAGUUCCCCAGUGACUGGAGGCAGAGGGCGAGGCUCACUUGCGGGGAAGACGCUACUGAAAACUUCUCCCCAGAUGACAAGGUGUUCCUGUUUGACAUCGAGAAGGACCCGUGCGAGUUAAACAAUCUCGCAGCGGACCACCCGGAGAUCGUGUCGGCCUUGAAGAAACGUCUGGAUUACUACCGAUCUGUCGCAACUCCUGCGUUGAGCAAACCUCGUGACCCCUUAAGCUUUCCCGAGAACCACAACGGAACGUGGGCACCGUGGAUGCCAGAUCCUUAAAGCAUCGUUUAUACACAUUAACG
This is a messenger RNA of Rhipicephalus sanguineus (brown dog tick), 1636 nucleotides long. Its product is annotated as arylsulfatase B. The coding region runs from base 30 to 1613 and encodes 527 amino acids. The record is from RefSeq and is a predicted model, not a curated record. Lineage: Eukaryota; Metazoa; Arthropoda; Arachnida; Ixodida; Ixodidae. The transcript is spliced from 9 exons.